Cooperia oncophora is the source of this 561-nucleotide messenger RNA. Lineage: Eukaryota; Metazoa; Nematoda; Chromadorea; Rhabditida; Trichostrongylidae. The record is from the annotation of a GenBank genome assembly.
AUGGGUCGACAUAAGAGAAUCCCGACGAAGAAUCGAAAGAAACUGAAAUCAGUUGAUCCAUUCAACAAGAAGGCACCGGCUCUGAAGGCGGAGGCAAUGAGCAAAAUAAAUUGGGAGCCAAAGGAUGAUGUGCAGCCGGUACCUCGUUCGUUGUUGGAGUUGCAGGUAGCAGAAGCAGAGAAGAUCGGUAUUCGGAAAGGUCGUUUCGAAACUAUUCCACACUUUGUGCGUCGCGUCGAACGAAUGACCUACGCUGCCGUAAAGGAUCACGAAAUGUUGGUCAAGCAAGGCUUGGCAGGACGAGAUGAAUCAGAAAUCGCGGCUGAUUUCAAGCUGUUGGAAGAAAAGGAGAAAAGAAGAAAAGAGCAAAAGAAAAACGAGAUUCAAAACAAGAUAAAAGCGGCUCGAGAGAAACGAGAACGUGAGGCUAAAAUAAAAGAGGAAAGACUAAAAGAGAAAGAAGAGAGGAAAACUAAACGAAAAGCAGAAGCUCUCGGAGAUCAGGAUAUGGUUGAAGUAACACUGGAGAAAGAUGAAGUACGUUUUUACUUUCAUGGUUAG